AUGAAACAACCAGUCUCACUUUUUGCUUAAAAUACUUUUUCAAGAAAUAUAAAUUAAGAAGAUGAUCAAGAAAUUCAGGACAGAUCAGGUUUUGAAAUUUUAAAUAUGGAUGGUCAAAAGAGAAGGAGAGAAAAACUAUCUCCAGUGGCUCGAUCGAAUUCUGGCCAUCAUGAAUAGUUGAUUUUACAAUACCAUAAUCCAUAAUAACUCAUUACUCCUAAAAAUGAGAACAUUACAGAGAGACUUUAAACAUUUGCUUAGACAGAGCAAUUCAAAUAAUCAAAAUCAUUUCGAAAAUUGAUUGUGUAUUUUCAUCAAAAGGACUUUAUAAAAAUACUAUUGGCUCCAUACAAAUUAACGUCAUCUUUUACUCUAAGACAUUUUAUGUUAAUUAAUGAUUUAGGAGCCUCCUUUAAAUACUAAGUAGGCAGAUUUAAUGAAAGUUAAAAAAGCUUGAUUCAUUAAUACAUCUCACUUAUUGACAUUAGAAUCCAAAUAAGAUUAAAACUUAGAACUAUAAAAACAAAGUGCAAACAUUACUUACAACACAUCCAUAAUUAAAUUCCAUUAAUUGAACCGAUGAGUAAUCUCAAAUUUUUUUGGGAUUUAAUAUGCUUUGGUAUCAGGAUUUAUUUAAUUGUGGUAAUCCCAAUACUGAUGGCAUUCCAUAAUUAAAACUUCAUUGAUAAACAAUAAAUACCAUUAAUUUUAUUUUCUAUUGCUUUAAUUUUUGAUAUCAUUAUGAGAGCAUUUACUGUAACCUAUGAUUAAGGAUUACCUGUAAGAGAUCGUUAUUUAUUAUAUAAAAAAUAAGUAAACUUCUCAACAUUAUUGGAAUUAUUUAGUUUUAUUUACACAAUCAUAAUAAGUUUAUAGUCAGACAACAUUAUCGAUAAAAACCUAGUUGGAGAUGGUUGGCCAAAAUUUAUAUUAGCUUUAUAGUAUAUAUAAGUGGCCAAUAUAUUAAAGUUUAUAGACAUAUCUUAAUACUCUUUCAAACUCAGCCGAAUGUCAACAUCAAUAGUAGAACUCAUUAAAUUAAUAACACUAAUACUUUUGGUUUAACAUGUGUUUAGUUGUGUAUGGCUUGUCUUUGGUAUUUAAUGUUAGGAUACAUAAUAAUAGUCAUGGUUAGAUAAAUUUGAGCAUGAUUAAUGGUCAUAUUAGUUCUUACAAUCCUUCUAUUUUAUUUGUGUUACUACGUUUACUGUAGGCUAUGGUGAUUUGACACCAAAAAGUAAUAAUAUUUCAAUAAUUUAGAUCCGCCUGAACAAAUCUUUACUAUCUUUUAUAUGUUUUUAUGUAUGUUGUUAUUCUCUUACACUGUAAAUACUAUUGGAAGCAUACUCACUUAAAUAAAAGAAAGCAGCGAUAAAAUUAAAACUAAACUCACAGCCAUAAACUAGUAUAUGCACAAUAAACAGAUUAGUCCAACUUUAUAAUUUAAGUAAUAUCAAUCAAAUAUGAUAGAGUUCGAGAAUAGUUGUAUUUUUAUCUUAAGCAAGAGGUUGUUCAAUAAGUUAAUGAGCAAUCAGAAAUUAUAUCAAUGCUCCCAGAAGAAUUAUAACACAGUCUUAGGAUAGAGGCUGCCAAAUCUUUAAUAAAUAAAUGCCCAUUUUUUAGCGAGAACUUUUCAAAUGAAAUAUUGAAUCAGCUAUUGGAAGAAGUCAAUUUCUAAAUAUUUUAGCCAGGAGCCACAAUUUAAUCAAAAGAUGAAUUCUUCAUUCAUAUCAUUGAAUAAGGAUAAGUCGAAGUUUUAUAUAAAAAAGUAAUAUUACUUUUUAUUAUCAUAGAAAAUUAUACAAACACUUGAAAGAUUUGAUUACUUUGGACUUGAAGAAUUUCUCAGUCAAUAACAAAAUCCAAAUUUUAUUUUCAAAAGUAAUGCUUUUACUAGUGUACUCUCCAUUCCAUACACUUAUUUUCAUAAGAUAUUAUCUCAAAAUGAUCUAGAAAACUAAAAAUUUCAUAAUCUACUUACAUCCUAAUCUUGUCUCUCAAACUAUUGUUUUAUAUGUAAAAACAAGAGACAUUCAACAUAGUCCUGUUCUUUGGUUCAUUUUAUACCAAACAAGGAGGUUGUCUUAAAAAGGUACCUUUAUAGAAAAAAAUAAAAAAAAAGAAUUAAGUAAGACAGAAGGAAUAGAUAGUUAUCAAUAAAUGAAAUUAAUUUAGUAAAUGGAUAAAAUUAAAUUAAAUAAAUUUAAUUUAAAAAUGCUUGCUAUAAUUAAAAAAUGAUUGAAUCAAUAGUAAACAAAUUUUAAAUUGAAAACCAAGUAGCUUUAGAAACUCUAUUUCCUACAUUUGAAUAACCUAUUAGUAUAGAUAGUUAAAGUGAAUCUGAAAAUGAUGAACUUGAGGAUUUUAAAGAUUAAAGUUUUUCAUAAUAAAAUCAGAAUUCAAGAAGAGGCAGCAAACAAAUUCCUUGUAUUUCUUCCAAAAAUUUACUCUAAUAUUAGAUUUUAGAUAAAAUUAAGAAAGAAAGAUAGAAUAGAUUAAUCUAACCUUUACAACCUUAACUCUUAAUGUCUCAAUAUGGAUAAAAUAAUGCAAAUCCUACUGUUAAUACUAAUGCUAAUACUAACACCAAGUUAUAACUGAAAAAGCUGUUAUUGUCCAAGCCUGGCCAACCUGAUUAUGAUGAAUAAGUAACAUAAAUUCAAGAAUUAAACUUUUUUAAUGAUUUAAGACAGAAAAUGAAUAAUUUACUUUUAUUUCCAAAAACAGAAUAAGAAUAAAUAGAAUUUUUGUAUAAGAAAAUUUUAAAUAGAAAGGAGGACUUAGGUGAAAUGUCGGACUUUGAAAUAUUAAAAAAUUAUGAAGUCUUUAAUAGAUAAUGGAAUGCUGACUAAGUAGUUAAGAAAUUAGUGUAAAAACAAAAAAAGUUUAGAGGAUUUAAAAAACUUAAAAGAUUUUUGUUGUUCCCCUUUCUUUAUAUUAAUAAAUAUUUAGACAAAAAGGAUUAAGGUGAACUAUUUAAACCAUCUGAAAAAACAAAAAAGAAAAGUAAGCAUUCACUCUAUUAUUAGGACCUGCAAGACCAAAGGUAAUCAAAAAGACGAGGGUUAGUCCUAAAAUAUGA
Messenger RNA from Paramecium octaurelia, 3082 nucleotides. NCBI's taxonomy places the organism in Eukaryota, Ciliophora, Oligohymenophorea, Peniculida, Parameciidae. The record is from the annotation of a GenBank genome assembly.